Arabis nemorensis is the source of this 891-nucleotide messenger RNA. NCBI's taxonomy places the organism in Eukaryota, Viridiplantae, Streptophyta, Magnoliopsida, Brassicales, Brassicaceae. The record is from the annotation of a GenBank genome assembly.
AUGACAGAUUCCUCAUCCUCCGUUGAAAGUUACAGUUCGAGUUCUGAGAGUUACGAAUCGAGCUCUGAAACCUCCUCUCUAAAGAGGCAACGUACUUCGACCUCGACGACGAUGAUAUCUUCCGGUGGUACUGAUGAGAAGAAGAAACUCACGGCGACGCUGAUUGAUCUCGAUGUUAUUGACUGCUCCGUUUGCUUCGAUACAUUGACCAUCCCUAUCUCUCAGUGUGUUAAUGGUCAUAUAGUAUGCUCUACUUGCUGCACAAAGUUGAAGAAGAAAUGUGCGACAUGUUCUUUACCGAUUCUUUCCCGCAACAGAGCAAUGGAACGGGUUCUUGAACUACUCAGAUUUCCAUGUUCAAAUGCGGAAUUUGGCUGUUCUGAGGAAGUCAUUUAUGAUGAAAGAUCAGCGCAUUUGGAGCGGUGCGCUUUCGCACCAUGUACCUGCCCUUUUACCAGCUGUAGCUUCACUGGCUCGUACAUGGAUCUAUACGAACACAGCGUCGAUAAACACCUUAAGUCCUUGUCCAUGUUUGAAUGUGGAAAUCAUGUGUACAUUCACCUCAAAGGUGGUGAGAAGGUAGUUCUCAAGGAAAAGACUACGGACGAAAGAAGCGGAGGAGGAGAGCUUGUAGUUGUGGAGUGUUUCGACACGCCAUAUGCUCGAAUAAUCUCAGUUAGCUCUAUUGCACCCAAUGUCCCAGGAAUUGGUUUGUUCAGUUACAACUUGAAGUUAGAUUCAUCUCACUGUGAUCGCUUGUGUUUUGGAUCAAAAGUCAAGAGAGUUUGUGAAGUGAGCGGUGAACUACCGAUUACACAUUUUACGUUGAUUCCUUUAUACGUCUGCCCUGAGUACAAGCUGAAGAUAAGCAUCACCCGUAGGGCUUAUUAG